ACGCUGCUGACUGCUGUGACGCACGCUGCUGUCUCUGCUGUAAGACACGCUGCUGUGUCUCCUGUGUGGCACGCUGCUGUCUGCUGUGACGCACGCUGCUGUGUCUCCUGUGACGCACGCUGCUGUCUGCUGUAAGGCACGCUGCUGUGUCUCCUGUGACGCACGCUGCUGUCUGCUGUAAGGCACGCUGCUGUGUCUGCUGUGACGCACGCUGCUGUGUCUGCAGUAAGGCACGCUGCUGUGUCUGCUGUGACACGCUACUGUGUCUGCUGUGGCGCACGCUGCUGUCUGCAGUGAGGUACGCUGCUGUCUGCUGUGACGCACGCUGCUGUCUGCUGUAACGCACGCUGCUGUGUCUGCAGUGAGGUACGCUGCUGUCUGCUGUGACGCACGCUGCUGUCUGCUGUGACGCACGCUGCUGUGUCUGCUGUAAGACACGCUGCUGUCUGCUGUGACACGCUGCUGUCUGCUGUGAAGCACGCUGUGGCUUAGUCCUGGAUCCUGUGUGACACGCUGCUGUGACUCCUGUGAGACACGCUGCUGUGUCUGCUGUCAGACACGUUGCUGUCUGCUGUGCUUCUUCCUGCGUGGCACGCUGUGUUACACCGUGACUAUCGUGGAAAACGCUGCUGGUGCUGUGGUAGGCUGUGAGAGCUGUGCAGCACGCUGUUACUGCUGUGAGAGACUGUUGGUAGCUGUGAUACGCUGUGAGAGCUGUGCGGCACGCUGUUACUGCUGUGAGAGAGUGUUGGUAGCUGUGAUACGCUGUGAGAGCUGUGCGGCACGCUGUUACUGCUGUGAGAGACGGUGCUGCUAGCUGUGAUACGCUGUGAGAGCUGUGCAGCACGCUGUUACUGCUGUGAGAGACGGUGCUGCUAGCUGAUGAUACGCUGUGAGAACUGUGCAGCACGCUGUUACUGCUGUGAGAGGCAGUGUUGGUAGCUGUGAUACGCUGUGAAAGCUGUGCAGCACGUUGUUACUGCUGUGAGAGACAGUGUUGGUAGCUGUGAUACGCUGUGAGUGUUGUGUAGCAAGCCUGGACCGCCACCUGAUAGUCUUGCUACACCUGUGAUAGUCUUGCUACACCUGUGAUAGUUUUGCUACACCUGUGAUAGUCUUGCUACACCUGUCUGCUACACAACAACAAUAUGAACACAGAGCGUGUAGGUAGCGAGCCUCCACAGAUGCCUGGGCCUACCCAGUUACCCCCUCAUCAGCUGUUAGGCCUGGCAGGGCUAGUUGCAGGGGCAGGUAUGGGCACCAACGUGCCCACCAACAUGAACAUGGGUAUGCAUAACCCCAACACCACCGAGAACAACACGCCACCAGCAUCAUCAUCCUCGCGUACUAUCUCAGGGACUACUACUACGAGUGGUCUUAUGGCUGGUGUGGGAGGGUCUUCAAGACCUCCCCCGCUACCCCAGGCUCUUCUAAACAUGGAGGGAGGUGGGAGCAUGCCCUGGGGUGGGUGGGCAGACCUACAAGACAGCAUGGGUAUGGAGAGAGGUAGAUCACGUAACUGGACUUACGAGGAAACAGUCGAAUUGAUAUCGAUGUACACAAGUGAGGAAUGGCAGAGUAAGUUUAGCAGCGAGAAGAAGAACCACCGCGCCAUCUGGGCGGCGCUGGCUGCCGCACUCACCCGCCGCAAGGAUGUGUCUGGAGACGAGGCCCGCCAGCGGUUAAAUAACCUUAAGGCUCUCUACAACCGCACCCGCAGGCAGCUCCUGGCGGGGGAGAUCUCCAGUCCACAGUGGGAGUACUGGGACCCGCUGCACUCCUUCUUGGGUCGUCCACAGCCUUACAUACCCAUGAGUGGGGCGCCCACACAACCUAGACCCCCGCCCCUGCAUGGCUUCUCUCAGCACCAGUAUCAACCCCACGCCCAUCAUCAAGGCUUGCUGGGAGCUUUAACGUUUCCCCAGCACAUGACACAACCCAUGGAUACUCCUCAUCAAAGACCCUUCGUGAAGGCGUCUCCUGAAGUUAAGUUAGACGACACUACAAAAGACACAGACUACGGUAAGUACUGUUGCUAUAUAUACUGUCUUAAAACUUACAAGUUGAGACACCCGUACAACACUUGUUAAUCUUCAUUGAGGCUCUGGGUCUGAUUACCUUACUCUCAUCAUCUCUGGGUCUGAUUACCUUACUCUCAUCAUCUCUGGGUCUGAUUACCUUACUCUCAUCAUCUCUGGGUCUGAUUACCUUACUCUCAUCAUCUCUGGGUCUGAUUACCUUACUCUCAUCAUCUCUGGGACUGAUUACCUCACUCUCAUCAUCUCUGGGACUGAUUACCUCACUCUCAUCAUCUCUGGGACUGAUUACCUCACUCUCAUCAUCUCUGGACUGAUUACCUUACUCUCAUCAUCUCUGGGACUGAUUACCUCACUCUCAUCAUCUCUGGGACUGAUUACCUCACUCUCAUCAUCUCUGGGACUGAUUACCUCACUCUCAUCAUCUCUGGGACUGAUUACCUCACUCUCAUCAUCUCUGGGACUGAUUACCUCACUCUCAUCAUCUCUGGGACUGAUUACCUCACUCUCAUCAUCUCUGGGACUGAUUACCUCACUCUCAUCAUCUCUGGGACUGAUUACCUCACUCUCAUCAUCUCUGACCCUUCUCUGUACUGCACUGAGGAAGUCACAGGCUGCUGAAACGUUCCAGCCUCAGUCAAGAUUUUUAAAUGUUGCGCAAGUACUGUUGUAGUCACGUUAAUGAGGGUCUCUACAUCCAAGGAACUGGAGCUUACCCCUUGUAACUAACCUAACUCAAGGUAGAGUUAGAAAAUAGCUUUAGAAGUUAUACUAUA
Messenger RNA from Cherax quadricarinatus, 2812 nucleotides. The record is from RefSeq and is a predicted model, not a curated record. Lineage: Eukaryota; Metazoa; Arthropoda; Malacostraca; Decapoda; Parastacidae.